CUGCACUAUGCGACAGUGAUGAACAGGAGAGCUUGUCUGCAAAUGGCUGCCAUGGCCUGGAGCACUGCUCUUCUGUACUCUGCCCUGCACACGGGGAACACCUUUAGGCUGCCCUUCUGCCACUCCAACAUGGUCAACCAGUUCUUCUGUGAAAUCCCCCAGCUCCUUAGGAUCUCUGGCUUGGAAGUGUUUACUAGUGAAAUUCAGAUUAUUAUCUUUGGUGUAUGUUUAAGUGCUGGUUGCAUCGCAUUUAUAUUUGUGUCUUACAUUCAGAUAUUCACUACUGUACUGAGACUCCCCUCUGAGCAGGGCCGGCAUAAAGCAGUUUCCACCUGUCUUCCCCACCUCUUUGUUGUCACCUUGCUGCUUAGCACUGGGAUGAUUGCCCAUAUGAAGCCCACAUCUGGGUCCCCGUCAGCUCUGGACCUCGUGGUGUCUGUUCUCUAUUCCAUG
This is a messenger RNA of Alligator mississippiensis (American alligator), 453 nucleotides long. RefSeq names its product olfactory receptor 14A16-like. Gene Ontology annotation, biological process: G protein-coupled receptor signaling pathway. The transcript has a single exon. The record is from RefSeq and is a predicted model, not a curated record. The annotation marks the transcript as partial. Gene Ontology annotation, cellular component: membrane. Lineage: Eukaryota; Metazoa; Chordata; Crocodylia; Alligatoridae. Gene Ontology annotation, molecular function: olfactory receptor activity.